AUGAAACCACGAACCAGCACCUCAGCCCCAAAGGCCGCAACCCCAGCCCAUCCCAGCGCCGCGCAGCAGGCAGCAUACACACAUAGCAUUGCGGAACUCGAGCUCCCUAAGACGACAUUGACCAAGCUGGCCAAGGGAUCGAUCCCUGAUAACGUCAAAAUGCAGCAGGACGUGGUGCACGCCCUCCUGAGGGGUUCAACGCUGUUCAUCAACUAUCUCUCUGCUGCCGCACACGACCAAGCUGUCUCCCGCUCCGGCAAGCAGAUCACCGCCGGCGACGUCCUGAAAGCCAUCGCAGACUUGGACUUUGGCCCCUCCGACGCCCUUCUCCCACUCCUCGAACAGGAGCUUGCCUCAUACCGCGCCAUCCAGGCGGCCGCGAAGGCGCGCAAGGCGCCACCCAAGAAGCGCGGGAAGGAGCCGGAAGAGGGUAUGGCCGUAGACGAGGAAGAAGAGGAGGAGGAGCAUGAGGAGCAUGAGGAAGCCGAGGAUGAGGAGGCUGAGGAGGAAGAGGUUGAGAACGGCGCCUGA
Molecule: messenger RNA, 531 nt
Organism: Cutaneotrichosporon cavernicola
Lineage: Eukaryota; Fungi; Basidiomycota; Tremellomycetes; Trichosporonales; Trichosporonaceae
Exons: 5
Coding region: 1-531 (176 amino acids)
Biological process (GO): DNA damage response; leading strand elongation; heterochromatin formation
Cellular component (GO): epsilon DNA polymerase complex; CHRAC
Molecular function (GO): protein heterodimerization activity; chromatin DNA binding
Source: RefSeq, a predicted model, not a curated record